AUGGGCGCUCCACCUCCAGCUGGCGAAGAAAAGAUCGUCGUUCUGCGUACGGUGGGCGGCGAGGUUGCCCCCGCUUCGGCUCUGGCUCCCAAGGUCGGUCCCCUUGGUCUGUCUCCUAAAAAGAUUGGUGAGGACAUCUGCAAGGCCACCAAGGACUGGAAAGGACUGAACGUGACGGUAAAGCUCACUAUCGUCAACCGUCAGGCCACCGUUACGUUGAUCCCCAGUGCCUCGUCACUGCUGGUUAAGGAGCUCAAGGAGCCCCCUCGUGACCGCAAGAAAGUCAAGAACAUUAAACACGAUGGCAACCUGUCUCUGGACCAAGUCAUCGGUGUGGCCCGCGUCAUGCGCGAGCGUUCUAUGGCUCGCAAGCUUGCUGGUACGGUCAAGGAGAUCCUUGGCACGGCUGCCUCACUUGGGUGCACGGUCAAUGGCGAAGCCCCGACGGAGAUCCAACGUCUCAUUACUGAAGGUGAGCUGGACAUUCCAGAGAACUAA
Peronospora farinosa is the source of this 498-nucleotide messenger RNA. The record is from the annotation of a GenBank genome assembly. NCBI's taxonomy places the organism in Eukaryota, Oomycota, Peronosporomycetes, Peronosporales, Peronosporaceae.